UCCUAAGAGCGCGUAGUUUGUGUUAUGCGUUUUGCGCUACGUGGGCUGGGUGUAGAUGGAAAUUGCUCAGUAAACUAAUCACCAGCGAAAUGACUCUUCGGAAUAUACUUGGACCUCAAGCUUUAAAAGGCAUAUGCAGCAAAAACUGGACAUCAAGAGGUUUAUUUGCUUGUCGCAAUUCAUUUAGAACCUAUUCUAGUACUUUAGAUAAAUUACCUGAUGGACAAAUCCGGUAUUCGACAAAUAAAAAGUGGCAUGCGAUAAUGAAUUUUGUUCCUAAACCAACAGAUACACCACAAUAUCAGAAUCCGGUUAUAGCGUUGUGUUGUAUCGUCAUUGUGACAUACUUUUCAUUUGUUCACGAAAGAUCUGAGUUAGAUGAUAUUUUAGACAUGAAUGUCGAAGAUUUUCGUCAGAAAAAAUUAAAAAGAUGAUCCAUACAAAAUAUUAGUGUCUUUUGCGUAGUUUUCAUACUUAUGUGUUUCUUGUCACAUAAAAAUAAAUGACGUAUCUUCUUUUUUA
This is a messenger RNA of Heterobilharzia americana, 522 nucleotides long. Lineage: Eukaryota; Metazoa; Platyhelminthes; Trematoda; Strigeidida; Schistosomatidae. The record is from the annotation of a GenBank genome assembly.